Coniosporium apollinis CBS 100218 is the source of this 1833-nucleotide messenger RNA. RefSeq lists its product as uncharacterized. The record is from RefSeq and is a predicted model, not a curated record. The coding region runs from base 1 to 1833 and encodes 610 amino acids. The transcript is spliced from 2 exons. Gene Ontology annotation, biological process: regulatory ncRNA-mediated gene silencing. NCBI's taxonomy places the organism in Eukaryota, Fungi, Ascomycota, Dothideomycetes. Gene Ontology annotation, cellular component: ARC complex; nucleus. Gene Ontology annotation, molecular function: mRNA binding.
AUGACGGAUACUACUAAGGAAGAUCGAGGGCUGACCGAAACAACUAACAACGGCAAAGCGCGUGCCGAUUCAUUAACCCCGAAAUCAGCACCUGGCGAGACCCCAACUGAAGACCAACUACCUGCCGAUGGACCACCCAAGGAAUCACCAUCUGCUGCGACGGAGGAGCCGGACCAUCCCAAAGGCGACGAGAUCCGCAGACAGGUCGAGUACUACUUCUCCGACGAAAAUCUCCCUACUGAUGGCCAUCUCCUCGAUCUAUGCGGCGGUAGCGCCAACAUCCCAGUUUCCAUCAGACACAUCAGUGGUUUCAAGAAGAUGCGUCAGUACAAGCCGUUCACCCUUGUCGUUGCAGCCUUGAAGAAGAGCGCCUUCCUGGACGUCACAGAAGAUAAGAAGGUGAAGCGCAAGAUUCCGUUCCGAGGCAAGACCAUCCUAGAAGAACUCAGCGAUAGUGAUUCGGACUACGAAGAUGUGGUUAAGACGCAGCUCAAGGAAGCAAGAGCGGAUUACAAGGUCGGAAAGGCAGCGGAAGCUCUCAAGCCCAAGAGAGAGACCAAUGCUGUCAUGACGAAGGGCAUGCUCAAGGCGACCGGAUUUGAAGAGUACUGGACCGACGCCCCUGUCACGCCUGCCGAGUUUGCGGAAGAGGAAAACAUGUACGACAGAGACGUCCCAUUCACCCAGCGCAUUCAGAUUGCUAUCCAACGCUACAAGCAGAAGCGGAAGUUCCACCAGGAGUACCUCAAUGCUUUCAACUCACUCAUGAAAUUUGGUGGCGUUGAAGCGGGCCAGAAGCAGUUCACUGGACGCAUGGAUGCGGAGUACCUCGAGGACAAAGAUGCCGCAGACAUCGCGCUCAUGCUGGCAACGCAUUUCGUGAACGGCGACAAAGAUGACGAAACGAUGUGGGCCGUAGACUUCACCGGUGUUGUGAAGGGCUAUUUCUCUUCAUACCAGCAGCCUCUUGAAUGGUCCGACCAGCGGCUCGCCAUACACGCCAAGGUCAUUCGCAACUUCUACAAUUACAUCCUGCAUCACAACGUCUGUCCUGAAUAUUAUGGCGAUGUCAUGGAGGCGCGCAACAUCUGUGACCAAGCCUUGCAAGAGAUUCCGAGGGUAAGGCAGGCCCUGGAGCAAUGUCCUGGCGACUUCAACAGAGCUUGCUCCCGGCUGUUCGGUGGUCGCGAGCACGAGCUGUCAGGGCAGAAUUACAGCAUCGACAGCUGGUACAUGCCUGGCUCCGAACCACUAUCGGAGCCUCACGCGCGCAUUGUCUUCACCGUAGGGUUGAGUGCAUACAAACAAGAACAUCAGCUCCCUGGCACCACCGGAAAGACCCUAGUCAAUCACCUCUCUUGCGUGCGGACGCAACGGGAUGUGGGCUUGGAGGUCAUCGGCGUCGAACUCGCCUCAGAAGAAGUCCUCUCUUUGUACCAACAGUUCAACUCAUCCGCCGCCGCCGGCCGAAAGCUCCAGCUCAAGCCCCUCGGCAAGCUGGACUGCCGCUCAUGGCAGCAACCCGACUUCGCCGAGCCGGACCUCCCACCGUCCAUAAUGAACCAGAAGCAUGAGAGCAAGCUGUACGAAUUCUACCUGGAGGAUGAGAUCCUGAAGCACUGCUUUCCGGGCAUGAAGAUUGUGGCCGACGUCAGAACACUGAGCAACGGCACCCGCUAUCUUGACUCUGUCAGGGAUAUGUUCUGCUCCUUCUAUACGCUGCUAGAGAAUGAGCUGGAAAUGGGCAGGCCGCCGUGGAGAGCGCCGGUGUGGUACAACCAGGAGCAGAUCGCCCAGAUGGAGGGGGAAAGUACGGGUGAGCUCUCGGAUUGA